AUGGGCAACAUGUUGGCCAAGCAGCAAGAAUCGCCACUUUCCUUGAAGCUGUUGAUAGAUGAGAAGAUGAAUCGAGUAGUUGCUGCAGAAGCAGAAAAGGACUUCGUGGAUAUACUUUUCAGCUUCCUUACCUUCCCCAUGGGAACGAUAAUCCGGGUCACCAGCCGUGAACCGCUGAAAAUCCCUGUCACUAUUGGUUGUAUGACCAAUUUGUACCGUAGCAUCCAAAAUAGCCCAGUAAAUUGGAACACAGAACUCUGCAAAACCAUGGUGCUCAACCCAAGAAAUUCAUGUGCGAUCUAUUGCAGCAAGUUGAAAAUGAACAUUGAUGACUCAGAGUCGGAGAAGAAGUACGUUUGUUCUGGGCAGGGUUGCCCGUAUUAUAGCAAGUACCAAAAUGUUAGCUGCGAGUGUUCUAACGGGGAGACUACCAAAGAAAUGAAGUCUGGUGUGAUAAGAGCUUUGCAAGGAAAUUUGGGGUUAGGAUGCAUUGAUAACUUAUACACAAGUGUGAAAGACUUGGACGAAAAAUGGUUUGGUUCGGGUGCUAAGGACAUCAUUCUUGACCCUCGGAUUGCGCAGCAUCAUAAUUGCAGGAAGCAACCCCUCAAAUUUCCGGUUCGUAUGGAGAGUCACUAUUUGAUUGACCCAAGGAACAACAAUAAUUUUACAGUGGAACCUUCUUUAUUCAUAGUAUCAGACGAUUUGGAAGUGAAUCCUUUAUCUUUUGCAUCUAGUUUUCAACUACUGAGUGAAGUGAAAGUGUCUUUCAGUGAUAUUGAAGAACAAGUCAUCACAGUUGGAACGAAAGAGGCAUUGAGCUUAUUGAAGGCAGCUCUUAUUAAUUACAUCGCCAUCAUCAGCUCUGACCAAUGGCUUAAGCACCUUCUUGAAGAAGCGGAAAGCGUAGUAUACAUAGCAGCUACUAUGAAAAUCUGGGGUUUGAUAAAUUUAUAGCCUUUGCCCAGUUCUUUGUAUUUUGUAUUUCCUUCCAUCUCAACUCUCUAGCGUACGUGUAAUUCCGUGUGUCCGUUUGCUUUGCA
Messenger RNA from Ipomoea nil (Japanese morning glory), 1043 nucleotides. RefSeq lists its product as uncharacterized. The record is from RefSeq and is a predicted model, not a curated record. NCBI's taxonomy places the organism in Eukaryota, Viridiplantae, Streptophyta, Magnoliopsida, Solanales, Convolvulaceae. The coding region runs from base 1 to 957 and encodes 318 amino acids. The transcript is spliced from 3 exons.